GAAGACGUUUGCCGCUAUUGUUAAUCAACGUUAAAAUAAUUACUAUCAAUUAAUGCUAACAUUGCUGAUUUAUCCUGAAGCCUUAAUCUAUCAUAUUUACAUGCUAGAAAAAGAGAUAACUGUAUGGUAGAUUUCAUCAGUAUGAAUCAAGUUAUGAAGUACAAUGAACAGGAAGUUAUAUCUGUUGCGUUGUGGGCUACUUACGACAAAAUUUUCAACGAUAUCUUGCUUCGCAGCAUAGUUGACACUUACACAGUUUGUGUGAUACUUGGAACAUUUUCCCACAAUUUAACACGUAUUAGAGCCUUUUCUAAUGUACCGUAUAUGCUAAUUCAGCUGAGUGGCAUCGACCGUUUGAAUGCAACCACCAGCUCGAGAUUGUUGUCGGGCAUCGAAUCCGGUUGUUCUAGUUUUUUGGUGCAUCAUCAUGCGGUUUUGGAUUUCUUGGAUAUUUUCAUGGAAGCUCAUGACAGGGCUGCUUACAGGAAUCCUAACAAAUAUGUCCUAUUGUUGAUGGAAGAUCCUGUUCCGGAUAACUUGCUUGAGUCCAUACGAGGACAUGUCAGCAUGCGAGAAAUAAUAAAUUUGAUCCUAUUUGAGCCUACUCAUGACCGAUCUUCAGUAGAACUGUUGACACAUCGUUUUGUAAAUGCGGAACAAGACUUCGAAUGGUACCGGGUCGAUCGAUAUGACAUUCAAAACCAUUCGUUCGAAUCUGAAAAUCAGCUGUUUCCUGACAAGACGGACGAUUUGCGUGGGAAGCCCAUUCGCGUGGCGACCUUCAACGUAAAUCCACAUAUAUUCUUGAUAGAAGCUGAAAAUGCAAGUCCGAUUAUUAGAUCAGGUAAUCAGACUUAUUCAUUAAAUGGGCCGAACGGAUUUUUGUUGGUGGAAUUUUGCAAAAGACGCAACUGUUCGAUCGAGUUGGUUGUAGGUAGGUGUCAGACUAAAUUUUCAAUCGUUAUUAAUGCGAUUAGAAUUCGGUUAUUACUAAUACAGAUUCGGUAAAUAUGUGGGGUGAAAUUUAUCCAAAUAGAACCGGAAACGGAAUAGUAGGAAGUGUGGCGGAACGACGUGCUGAUGUCGGCAUCGGAGCAAUCAGUAGCUGGUAUCAUUGUUACGAGUAUUUGUCAUUCUCCUUUGCUUUUGAGCGAGGAGGCGUUACUUGUCUUGUUCCAAAACCAAGUGAACUUCCGCGUUGGAAACAAAUAGCCAUGACAUUCACCACUUCUUCAUAUGGAGCCAUGUUCGUGACCUUCUGCUUCGUAGUGGCUAUGUACAUGUUGAUAGCAAGAUUUUCUGUGAAAAGCUCGUUUGAAAGGACUAUCGCGUGGAAUGCCCUAAAUGUAUUGGCCAUACAACUUCUGCAGAAUAGUAGCAUCGUUCGAAAUCGCUCUGUAUCGGAAGUGUUGAUAUCCGUGGCAAUUUUAUCGUUAAGUUUGAAUUUGGCUUCAAUUUAUUCUGGAAAGUAUGCAAGUCUGCGAACAAUCCCUAUGCAUAAGCCAGCAAUUGACUCCAAGGAAGACUUGGCUAAGAGUGGAAUGCAUUGGCUGCAAGUACACGAAGCUUGGUCUUAUGAUUUUCGUCUAUCUGAGAACGUAAGCUAUGAUCGAAACACUCAUACCCAAUGCGUGUUACACAUCCUUAUUUUUUCAGCCAACGGAGGUAAAUCUUCGUUCCACUUUUCAAGUAUACCCGGUUCAAAAACUUCACCAAAUGGCCAACGAAGGAAACUCAGCGUUUGCCUUGGCACGACUUCACAACGGUCACCUGAUGCUGGGCGAUUGGAUCAACGCGGAUAACAUUCACAAGUACCGUAAAACGGGGUAACUUUGAUAAUGCGGGUAACUUUGAUAGUGCGAGACCCACAACAUAUUAAAUGA
Molecule: messenger RNA, 1883 nt
Organism: Aedes aegypti (yellow fever mosquito)
Lineage: Eukaryota; Metazoa; Arthropoda; Insecta; Diptera; Culicidae
Gene: Ir41m
Exons: 3
Coding region: 1011-1802 (263 amino acids)
Source: RefSeq, a predicted model, not a curated record